AUGGAUUCUUCCAAAAUCGUAGUUAUUCAAGAAUGGUCGCAACCUAGUAAUAUUAAGAAGCUUUAUACCUUUUUGGACCUCACAAGUUACUACCAAUGUUUUAUUUUGAACUAUGGGUGUAAUGUAUAG
Messenger RNA from Spirodela intermedia, 129 nucleotides. The record is from the annotation of a GenBank genome assembly. NCBI's taxonomy places the organism in Eukaryota, Viridiplantae, Streptophyta, Magnoliopsida, Alismatales, Araceae.